AUGGGCAACGACAAUGAUGAUGAUGAUGAUGACAUCGGAGAUAACCGAAAAAAUGCUUUUUCAUCUGAAAAAACACAUUCAGCACGAAACGUUGAAGUAGUAAAGGUUGAACUGCUGCAGGAAAUAAAUAGCAAAUUGGAUUUUGUAAUGAUUCAAAAUCAGAGAAUCUUGAAGAAGCUAUAUCCUGAAGAAGCUGCUCUUACAAAACCCAAAAAUUUUCUAUCAUUGCCACUUCAAUCUGAGGAAGAUUUUCAAAAUUUUGAGAAAUUUUUGGAAAUCGAAGUUAAUAUUUCUGGCACAGCCGAUUUAUUUCAAACGUUUGCUUCUGGUUGCGUAACCGAAGGUAAAGCAGCAGGAAGGUUAAUGAAAAAAUGUAUUUCGAACCGUCUUUCACGAAUGAUGAGUUGGGAUGGUACCAGCAAAACAAAACUUAAUUUCAGCAAAUCUAAUCUGAAGGAAGCAAUUUUUUGUGCAUUUUUGAAAUUGUAUCCGAAGAGCAAGCUGUCGGACGGUGAAACUGCAGUGAAACGAUGGCUCAAUACCAGUGCACAGCGUUUGGUGUAA
Messenger RNA from Venturia canescens, 564 nucleotides. RefSeq lists its product as uncharacterized. The coding region runs from base 1 to 564 and encodes 187 amino acids. The transcript has 4 exons. The record is from RefSeq and is a predicted model, not a curated record. Lineage: Eukaryota; Metazoa; Arthropoda; Insecta; Hymenoptera; Ichneumonidae.